ACACACAGAGCAACCAUCCAAAGAAGAGAGCAAGAGAGUAAAAAAAAAAAGAAAAGAAAAAAAGAGAGAGAGAAGAUAUCAUGGCCAUGAUCACGGAGGAGCUGAGGGCCAAGGCAGAAGUGUACCACGGAGAUGAGAUCUGCCAAGAGAAAUCCAAGUUCUUGCUUCAAGAAGUAGGAUUGCCAAGGGGCCUCCUCCCGCUGAAGGACAUCAUAGAGGUUGGGUAUGUGGAGGAGACUGGGUUUGUGUGGCUCAAACAGAAGAAGAAGAUUGAGCACUGCUUUGAAAAGAUUGGGAAGCUCGUCACGUAUGCCCCUGAGAUCACUGCCUACGUGGAGAAGUGCAAGAUCAAGAAGCUGACGGGGGUGAAGACCAAGGAGCUCCUGAUUUGGGUCUCACUGGUCGAGCUAUCGGUCGAGGAUCCCCCCACUGGAAAGCUCACCGGGAAGAUCUCAUCUGGACUGUACCGGACUUUUCCGACCUCAGCAUUUGAGCUCGAGGAGGACUUGAAGAAGAUGGAGGAGAAGCCUGAGGUUGAGGAGAAGGAGAAGGAGAAGGAGAAGGCAGUGGUUUCCUCAGCCAAAGCUUAGACGGUAGAAGGUGAUACAACCUUUUUGUGUCUUGAGUUUGGAAAGCAAAUAAGAUUUUCAGAUGAUUACGCUAUAGUCUUGUUCAGGGCAAUUUCUGCAUUGGUCUUUUAUUAUGUUAACGUCUAUCUUUACAUUUGGCCGUUGUUGCCGGAUUAUGUAAUGCUUCUUCCUUUCCCAUCAAUGAUAAGUUGAAUAAAUGUAGUCCUGCUCGUAAUUGCUUAUC
Molecule: messenger RNA, 813 nt
Organism: Asparagus officinalis (garden asparagus)
Lineage: Eukaryota; Viridiplantae; Streptophyta; Magnoliopsida; Asparagales; Asparagaceae
Exons: 1
Coding region: 81-590 (169 amino acids)
Source: RefSeq, a predicted model, not a curated record